This is a messenger RNA of Miscanthus lutarioriparius, 327 nucleotides long. NCBI's taxonomy places the organism in Eukaryota, Viridiplantae, Streptophyta, Magnoliopsida, Poales, Poaceae. The record is from the annotation of a GenBank genome assembly.
AUGGCAGCCGUCUCAGGGGAUCAAAGAGGCUCAAGACAACGACGCCAGCGACAGCACAAGGCACCAUGUAAGAGGAGCCAGAAGCUGGGGGACAAAAUCACGGCGCUUCAGCAGCUUGUCUCCCCGUAUGGCAAGACCGAUACGGCAUCAGUGCUCCACGAGGCAGCUACCUGCAUCAAGCAUCUCCACGAGCAGAUCCAGAUUCUGACCGCCUCCUACCCUGAAUUUAGUUCUUCGGCGUCACAGCAGGACACGGGCGAGGAAGAUGGCGGCGCGACGCGCGAGGCCUUCACGGAGGAUCGCUGGCGCUGCCUCGGCACUCUGUAG